Tachyglossus aculeatus (Australian echidna) is the source of this 2464-nucleotide messenger RNA. It is a transcript of the gene SLC25A40, whose product is annotated as solute carrier family 25 member 40. The record is from RefSeq and is a predicted model, not a curated record. The transcript has 11 exons. Bases 102 to 1136 code for a protein of 344 amino acids. NCBI's taxonomy places the organism in Eukaryota, Metazoa, Chordata, Mammalia, Monotremata, Tachyglossidae. Gene Ontology annotation, biological process: mitochondrial transmembrane transport.
ACUCAUUCCAAUGCUACGUGACUUGCCCAACACGAGUAGACUUCUUUGAUUGGAUGGACAGCCUGUGAUUCCCUAAUUGCAUUCUGGCCCAGAAGCAUAUCAUGGUUUUCAGUGAAUUGAGAAUUAUGGAUACUGAACAGACAUCCCUAGUGCAUAAAAAAGUUACAGUCGUUCAGAAGAUGAUUGCUUCUUGUACCGGAGCUCUUCUUACAUCAUUAAUGGUGACCCCCCUGGAUGUUGUUAAAAUCCGACUUCAAGCCCAAAAAUGUCCAUUCCCCAAAGGAAAAUGUUUUGUGUACUGUAAUGGCCUCAUGGAUCAUAUGUACAUCUGUGAGGAUGGAAGCGGCAGAGCAUGGUAUAAAAAGCCGGGCCAUUUCAGAGGAACAUGGGAUGCUUUUUUGAAAAUUAUUCGAAAUGAGGGUAUUAAGUCCCUGUGGAGUGGCCUUCCUCCAACACUGGUGAUGGCGGUUCCUGCCACAGUUAUUUAUUUUUCAUGUUAUGAUGAACUCUCAGCUUUUUUGAGAUCUAAACUAGGAGAAGAUGAUGCUCACAUACCCAUUAUUGCCGGAGUUACAGCUCGACUUGGUUCAGUAACAGUAAUAAGUCCAUUAGAGUUAAUUAGAACCAAGAUGCAGUCUAAGAAGUUGUCUUACAGGGACCUGCUUCUGUUUAUGAACAAGACAUUAUCCACUGGAGGCUGGAUUUCCCUGUGGAGAGGCUGGGGUCCGACGGUCCUCAGAGACGUCCCCUUCUCAGCACUCUACUGGUAUAACUUUGAAAUCUUUAAGAAGUGGCUCUGCAAGAAAUCUGGCUCCCAGGAACCCACUUUCGGCAUCAAUUUUACUUCGGGAGCAGCAUCGGGCUCCAUUGCUUCUAUUGCAACCUUACCCUUUGAUGUGGUCAAAACCAAAAGACAGACACUGCUUUGGGAGCACGAUGUUUCCCGGAAGUCUCCAUCUUCCACGUGGAAAAUAAUGAAGAGCAUCGUUAAGGAAAGCGGGUUUACAGGGUUAUUUGCAGGGUUCAUUCCCCGUUUAAUUAAAGUCGCUCCGGCGUGUGCCAUCAUGAUUAGCACAUACGAAUUUGGGAAGACUUUUUUCUACAAACAGAACUUAAGGAAGCAGCAGCAUCAUUAACUCAUCCGCUUCGACUCUGAAGGACAGGUUCCGAGAUGGCGGAUUUUCAGUGCCGGAGUGGAACGUGACGUCCGCAUUAAAAGUAUCUGAAAUAUCUUUUCCUUUCCUGAAGUUUGCCACGAUCCAACGGACUGCCACUUUCUACUCUCCCUCCAAAUGUGAACUCGAAAAAGCCAGUUUUCUGUUUUAGCUCAACCUCAGCAGUGCCCAAAGUGUUUCUGCAACGAGUAUUGGUAACUCUUGUAGCAUAGUAAAGAAAGUUUGUAUUUUUGACAAGCAAGAUGGAUGGCAAUCUGGUUCGAUCUUUUCCCAGGUGGAAUUUUGUUUCCGUUCUCAAAAUUUUCGUCUCCCCGAGACACUGUUGUGAAACUCCCAGCGGGAGUUCAGUGUUCAGAAGGAACGAAGGUUGAAUCCUGGGGGAAUUAUUAAUCGUGAAAAUCAGUGACUAACUAUGGAUACCUUCUCUGAUCCUGAAAAAGGAUUUUGUCUUGAAAGCAAAGGCCCUUGUAAGGAAAAAUAAUGCAUAGGACUUAUAUAUUUUAAUGAAGCAGACUCUGAAAGGCAACAAUUGAAUAAUUGUUAUUUUCCAGGUCUUAACUCACUGUUCCGUAGAUUUUUUUUUUUUAAUUUGAUUUUCUUUGGUGCCUUAUAGCUUUCUUUUAUAAUCAGGAUUUCAGCUAAUAGAAGCCAGCUGGUCAGUUUACCCUUAUGUUUGGAAAGAGAAUCAGUUUAACUUCUUAUUGGGAACAAAUUAGUAUCUUUUACAAGUAGCGGUGUGGGAUGAAUAAGGCUCACGUUUAACUGCAUUCAUUUUCAUUCCGUUUGGAGCAUGUCUUGUUGAGAUUAAGGAGAGGGGGUAACACGCUUACUUCCAAAAAGCUCCUGUUAAUCUUGAUUUGUGCCAAAAGAAACAAGCGCUGGAUCUGAAUGCCUCUGGGGUUGACUUAUUACCCAGUCCCAUGCGUGAUUUUUAAAUGAACUAAAAGCCACUUUCUGAAGGGAAAGGUUCGGUGUCAUGAGGAGCUAGCAUUUUAAAAUGACGGGGUAAGUUGAAGGCGAGAUGCAAGUGUGCAAUGAAGGGAAGAUACAGCCAUGGGCUAGAUAUAACAGGACAACAGAUAGCACUAACCUAAAGAAAAGGACUUCAUUUUCUCAGAGUAAUUAACACUUUAUGGUAGAUUAUACGACGCUGCACUUUAUUUUGUUCUAAGAUCAAAUGUGAAACCCAAUUUUGUGGUUGAAGAGGCUUGUGUUGAAUCUUCUCCUGAAAAAUCUUUAGUUUUAAUAUGAAAAUAAAUUUUUUUUAUAUUUUAGAAGAUAAACCUGUA